Messenger RNA from Colletotrichum paranaense, 1947 nucleotides. RefSeq lists its product as uncharacterized. The coding region runs from base 1 to 1947 and encodes 648 amino acids. Gene Ontology annotation, molecular function: zinc ion binding; DNA binding. The transcript has 7 exons. The record is from RefSeq and is a predicted model, not a curated record. Gene Ontology annotation, biological process: DNA-templated transcription. NCBI's taxonomy places the organism in Eukaryota, Fungi, Ascomycota, Sordariomycetes, Glomerellales, Glomerellaceae.
AUGUUCCACAAUUGCUCAUUUCAAUGCAGUCAUAUCGCUCAAUUACAGAAUCGGAUCAAGUCGCUUGAGUCACAGCUCCGAGCAGCGCAAGACAGGCCUGCCGAUGGGUCUCCUCUGGGCAACGAGGAGCAAGCCAGAGAAGAAUCACCUAUGAGGCUGCCGGAAGCAGAGCCUCCGGGCUCACCAGCAGCCACGAGAGAGUUCGCCAAUACUUUAGUGACCUCUGAGCCACAGAUCAAAAUCCGCCGUUACGGCCACGCAGCCUAUCUCGGCCAUAGCUCGACACUCAGCUUCAGCCGCAAUGUUCGAAACCUUCUUCAGUCUUCGACUCCUAUCGCAGAUCCGGGUAGUGUAUCUAUAGAGCGCGAAGAUGUAUCCUACAGUUCUCCUCUCCCACCUCUUGCACUAGACCUCACAAAAGUCCCAUUACCCCAACUCUCUUAUGCAGAAUACUUGACCAACACUAUUGUUCUAACCUUUGGGUCACUAUACUCUUUGUUCGACGCCGAAGCGUUUCUGGAGAAGCUGAGAAUGUUCUACUCGGAACGUGCUACAGGAACUGUCCCGAACCCAUGCCUCUGGCAUAUUCAGAUGCUUCUAGUCCUAGGUCUCGGUAAGUCGAUACUCAGCCGAGAACAUUCGCAGUCGGGACCCGCAGGAAUGGUGUACUUCGCCAGCGCUAUCGAAGCCAUGUCAGAUAUUCGCAGACUCUACCAGAGCCCUUUCCUAUCAAUGGAGAUUCUCAGUCUGACAGCUCUAUUCAUGCACGCAACAGACAUGCUUCAAGAGGCCUACGUAACGAUCGGCAACGCUUUACGUAUUGGGACAACCAAGAUAAUGAAUGUGUCAAUGCCCGAAGCAUUGAGACCACCAAACGUCGAGUACCAAAGGAGGCUCUGGUGGACAGUCUACUGCAUAGACAGAAAAACCGCUGCCAUGCUGGGAAGCACUAUGGUAGUCCGAGACGAUGACAUCUCCAUACCUUUCCCUAAAACGAAGGCCGGGGAUGAGGUCCAGAACAUCUUUGCUAUCCACGUCACUCUCUCAUCCCACCUCGGGAGGAUUCUCGACGUCAUAUACGGAGUACACAAUCAAAAGCAGCGAACCUUUGUGACACAAGUCAGAGAAAUCCUUGAACGUCUGGUAGAGACUCUUGUUGUCCUACGAGAACACUUGGACUUGGACCUGGACGCGCCGUCGCAGCCCCUCACCCGCGAUGCUGCCACUUUACACCUGCUUCUUCAUCAAGUUCGUGAGAGCACCAAACAUUCGAGAGUCAUGACGCUGAUCAGAGGUACACCGUUAUUGAGUCUGGAUACCUUGGAAGGGCGAAUCCGGCAACCUCCGUCUAUCUUUGACUCGAUGCUGAAAAUGUGUGUCGAGUCGGCGAUCCAAAUUCUCAAGAUCAUGGCUGCGCUGAAACAGCAGAUGAUGUGCGAUAUCUUCCUACCCUACGACAUAGACGCCCUAUUUUCUGCAGCCUUUGCGCUAGUCUUGAUAGAUAUCAUCCGACCCGCGAAUGAACUGCUGUGGGACUUGCCUCAGGCCAUACACCUACUCGACGAAUACGUGUCACGGCAUGUGGCGCCUGCACAGGCUUACCGGUCAGAUCUAUUACAGCUUGUGGAGCUGCACACCAAGCUUCGUGGCAGCGGCGAUAUCGCAGACGCACACCGGCAAGAUGAAGGCCAGGAAGCGGAAAGCAACGCUAGACACACUCCUAGUAUGGUUAGAAACGCCAUCGCUAAUGUAGAUCCAUCGGGGGCCUCCGGCAGCCCGGUAUGGUCGCAAGUUCGACCUGGUAAUGAUGGUUCUGCGCCGACGAAUCUGGAGACAAUGAUGUCUGUUAUAGACGACCUGAAUGUUCACGAGUCAGAUAUUAUCGAUGCCGCAAUGCUCGAGGGCGGCUGGAUGUGGGAGGAUGACAACAUGUGGACGGCUGCAUAG